Messenger RNA from Spinacia oleracea (spinach), 585 nucleotides. RefSeq lists its product as uncharacterized. The record is from RefSeq and is a predicted model, not a curated record. The transcript has a single exon. The coding region runs from base 1 to 585 and encodes 194 amino acids. Gene Ontology annotation, molecular function: double-stranded DNA 3'-5' DNA exonuclease activity; phosphoric diester hydrolase activity; DNA-(apurinic or apyrimidinic site) endonuclease activity. Gene Ontology annotation, cellular component: nucleus. Gene Ontology annotation, biological process: base-excision repair. Lineage: Eukaryota; Viridiplantae; Streptophyta; Magnoliopsida; Caryophyllales; Amaranthaceae.
AUGAGAGGCCUGGGUGCUAGAAUCAAAAGAAGUGCCCUCAGGAAGCUUAUCAAUGCCCAUGAACCCAUCUUCAUCGCCAUUCAAGAAACAAAACUCGAGUCUUUCUCGGAUAAAAUUAUCCAAUCCUUUUGGAAGAACAAAGAUAUUGAUUGGAUCGCUAGCCCAUCAGUGGGCCUUUCUGGUGGCCUUAUCUCCCUCUGGUCCAAAACUUUCUUCACAAUGUCUGCCAACACAAGCACCAGAAACUGGAUUGCAAUUCAUGGUACGCUCCUCACAGGGAAUCACAAAUGCUCCAUUAUCAACAUUUAUAACCCUUGUUCGAUAGAAGGAAGGGCAGAAGUCUGGUGUGACUUGGCCGAAUACUUGAAGAAUCAAGCCUCACCUUAUAUUCUCAUAGGGGAUUUUAAUGAAGUCCUCACUCUCACUGACCGCGGAAGCCUUACUGCAUCUCAAACUGGAAUGGCAGAGUUCCAAUCUUUCAUUCAUGAAUUACAGGUGAUCGAGAUUCAAUCAAACAACAGAUACACUUGGUUCCGGGGAAACUCCAAAAGCAAACUGGAUAGAGUCUUUGUGAGCCCCGAAUGA